AGUCGUUGUGGGAGCUAAUUUCAAAGUUUUCGCGACGUGAUGGAAAAUGGCGUAUCCUCCUCCUCCCAAGAUCCAGUUCCCCGGCCAAACUUAGCAGCAGCAGCAGUUCCGGCCAACGAGGGCGCAAGAUGGCAACAGCCAAUCAGAGGCGGCUUCCUGGAUGCCAGAGAGUUGAUUGAGAUGUACCUCGAAAAAACCUGGUUCAGAACAAGGAGUUCUUGGAGAAGCAGGAAGCGUCCUGCAUCGAAGUUGCAAUUGCCGAGCGCAAGAACGCCGAUAAGGUACAGGAACGUCCGUGCCAGCUGCCAUCAACGAGACGAGCUGCCGAUUUCACUCUACAAGGGACAAGAUACUAGCGAGCCGGUUCGAAAUAUGUCUUCGUGAUCAGCGACAAGGGCACGCUCCCGAUCGUGGACACUCCGCCCACGCGAGGCUUGCCAGGAAGUGUACCCGCCGCACACCAAGGUCGAGGUCCUGAAGACUUCCCGCUUUGAUCUGGCCAACCUACUGGAGCUGCUCGGCGAUGGUGAUGGCAAGAGAUCACAAGUGUCAACCGGUGCGCCAAGAAUGACGUCGUUGUGAACCGCCUCGAGAGGAACAAAAAAAAUCUGUGCAAUAUGUUAACUCUGCUAAACAAAAAAAAUAAAGCGGGCUCGGAGUUGGGAUGCGUUUUAAUGAACGAUUAGUUAAAGGGACAAUAAAAAAUGUAAAAUCAUAAAAAGUUUAAUCUAUUUCUAUGGUCGAAUCCCAAUUUAAAGUGGAUUCAACAAAAACAAAAAA
Messenger RNA from Culex quinquefasciatus (southern house mosquito), 780 nucleotides. RefSeq lists its product as uncharacterized. The coding region runs from base 40 to 384 and encodes 114 amino acids. The record is from RefSeq and is a predicted model, not a curated record. Lineage: Eukaryota; Metazoa; Arthropoda; Insecta; Diptera; Culicidae. The transcript is spliced from 2 exons.